CUGCUCCUCCUCCCCCUCUGCCAUCUCUUUCUCUUCCACUCCUCUCCUCCUUCCCACGUCCCUCACUCCCUGCCUCCCUGCCCGCCCGUCACGAGUCCCACGUUUCCCUACAGAGUGAGAUGCCAUGGAGGCCAGAGGAAGAACAGCCCUGUGUGUCUGCUCUAUUCUCUUCACACUAACAGACGUCAGCCCUGACUUCAUCCACGUCCCUUCCUCCAUCCAUCAUGGUAUCGAAGGGGAGUCCGCCCUCCUCGCCGUUGAGACUCGCUUCCGGCUGGAUGAUGUUGACAUCCAGGGUACUUGGUCCCACACCGGGGCGAACGGCACCACGACCACGUUGAUGACCUUUACCAAAGACAUCAACAUCCCUGACAUGGCGUACCGCGGCCGCCUCCUCUUCAGGAAACCCAACGUGUCUCUGCUAAUCCAUGAAUUGCAACAGGCCGAUGAGGGGGACUACCACCUGAAACUCAACAUAGCCUUCCAUAACAAGAAAGGGCUUUUUAUCAAGGAGGAGAGAACUGUGCACGUAACAGUGGACGUCCCCGUCUCCACUCCGGUCGUCGAGAAGAGCCCGUCGUACGCAGUAGUUGAGGACCAGGCAAACGUGACCUGGACUUGUUCUGUGGAGCGGGGGACGAGGGUUGUGUUCCGCUGGCUGCGGGACAACGUGGCGCUGGACCUCCGAGACAGAUACCGCUUCUCCCGAGACAACUCUACGCUGUUCAUCGCUCCCGUGAGGAAAGAGGACAAGGGGAGCUACCGCUGUGUGGCCGGCAACACUGUGAGCGAGGGGCGAGCCAGCAGGGCCGUGGAGCUCAACGUGUACUACGGCCCUUACAACCUGGAGGUGAACUCGGGCCAGGGCCUGCGGACCGGAGAAGUGUUCACCAUCAACCCCGGAGAGCUGGUCUUCUUUGAAUGCCAGGCCGACUCCAACCCACCCAACAGCUACGUCUGGAUCUCCAAGAGCCGCAACGCCACCGUCAUCACCCAGGGCCCGCGGCUGGAGGUGCGCUCCUACAAACUGGCCCAGGCCGAGGAGUACCUUUGCCGCGCCUUCAACAACGCCACCCAGAAGCAGAACGAGGCCCAGUUCACUCUGGUGGUGGCCAGCUUAGGGACAGGGAAAGAAAAGCACUCCCAAGACGGCGGCUAUCUAUCCCCCGUGGCAGCCAUUACUGUCUCCUCUCUGUUCGUCAUCGGCUGCAUGUUGCUGUUCUUCCUCAGGAGAACCUGCCAUCCUAAGAGAGUGCUCAUGAGCAUUUACAACAGACCGCUUACGGAGCAGAAAAGACCACAUCGUUCAGGUCAUGAAGAUGCCACAGAAGACUUUGGUAUCUACGAGUUUGUCUCUAUACCUGGGAAAAUGGAAUCAGCACAGGCAUCAUGCAGAUCUCUGGCUCGGCUUGAGUCAGUCCAGGAUAUGCACACCACCAUCUACGAUGUGAUCGGACGUGUUCCCGAAACCCCUAGUCAGAGUCUACUGAACUAACCUGGGGAGUUGAGACGGAAGAGUAGCUUUAUUUUCUGUUGUCGAAGCCUGAAACUUUUUUUGCACAAAGGACGAUGGAGGCUUGUCCACAGUUUGGAACAGAUGUUAAAUGACUUUUGCUGACAAUAUUGUGAGAUGAAGGUGUAUGUAUGGCUUAAAUGUUUUUUAUUUAUGUUAAAAGUACAAACAGUUUUUGGUCUUUGCGUUUAAAACUUUAGGUCGUAUUAAAUCAAGCAAGUAACUCUUAACCAUGAUCUCAUGAGAUACCCUUUAGGUACCCAAACUGGUCAAGUGAACAUAUACUAUGGUUUUAUUUGCCAUCUCAAUAAUAUAUUUCUAAUUUCAUAUUCCCGCCAAUGAGAGUCUGUUUUGUGACAAGUGUUAAAAUGAAUACAUUCUCUUGUAUGAAAUAUUUUUAGGUUAAUUGUAAAUAUUGUACAUGAAUUUUAAAGCAGAUUCUUACUUCUGUUUUUCUUUAAUCUAUUUAUUCCAAUAGAAACACUUAACAUUGUUUCCGCAAAUGUAGCAUUUUUGUCUGCUAAACAUGGGUGUAAUCAAAUGCUAAAGCAAGGAGAAGGAUUAAUGAUUCUUAAAUGAUUGUACAGUUUGCAUUCAUAUGCUUGUUUUGUACUUUAUUAAAGAUAUAACUGUUUACUUCUCUGGGUCAUUUUCAAAAAAGCAUACUCUAUUAUGCCAUUUCUGCAUGUAUACUUGCCCAUUUUAUGUCUUUUUCAUGGAUGGAAUUUGCGGUAACGGUUUGAAAUGAACACUUUCUCUAUCACAGAUCACGAAAAAAAAUAAUAGCCGAAACCAGCAGAGAUGUCAGUUGUGCUUCUUCACGGUCACUCUUUGUCUCCCGUCUUGGCAAUGAUCCGUCUUCUCACAAGUGUAUGAGUUGUUUUUGUUGUCUCAAAUUGGUGCAGAGUGGUUGUUGCUCU
Molecule: messenger RNA, 2433 nt
Organism: Pungitius pungitius (ninespine stickleback)
Lineage: Eukaryota; Metazoa; Chordata; Actinopteri; Perciformes; Gasterosteidae
Gene: hepacam2
Product: HEPACAM family member 2
Exons: 9
Coding region: 125-1495 (456 amino acids)
Source: RefSeq, a predicted model, not a curated record